AUGUCUCAGUAUAAACGACCGCGACUUACACAGUAUAACGAAGAUAAUGAUGAAUAUAACGGAGAGACCACUAAAAAUGAAUCUCAAAUGUUAGAACCACAAUUGAUGAACGAGAAGACUGAUGGAUUGGAAAGGAAGGUGAAGGAUCUAGUUCGUUACGCCUUGGCAUGUGAACAUAAGAAAGUUGUGAUCAGGAGGGAAGAUAUAAAGAAAAAAGUGCUACAAGAUCGAUCUAGACAGUUCAACAUCAUAUUUGGACGUGCACAAGAAAAACUAUAUGACGUUUUCGGUAUGACUUUAUUAGAACUUCCUGUAAACGAAAAAACAAGCAAAGCAAACACGACUACUGCUCCUGCUUCUUCUCAAUCAACUUCGUCUCCAUCGAUACCAACUAAACCAUCGUCUUCAAACUAUAUUCUCUGCAACAGUUUGAACAAACAAGAAUAUACCGCUUCAGGAUUGAUUCACCAGACAGAUGAACAAUAUGAAUCGUUAGGCUUGUUAUAUUUCAUAUUAAGUCUAAUAUUUGUCAAUGAGCAAGAACUUGAAGAAGAAGAACUGAAAAGGUUACUGGGUCGAGCAGGAGUCAAGGAGCGAACUGCCACUUUUGGUGAUUUAGAUAAGACAUUGGCGUUAUAUGUAAAACAAGGUUAUUUACAACGAUCCAAAGAUGUAGGGGGAGAAACCAAUAUUUAUCAAUGGGGACCACGAUCGAAAACGGAAUUAUCAAGUAAAGACCUAGCAAGAUUUAUAGCAAGUAUUUAUCGUACAGAAGAUGUGGAAGCAUUCGAAAAAGAUUUACUCAAAGCAGCUGGGCUUUAA
Halteromyces radiatus is the source of this 822-nucleotide messenger RNA. Its product is annotated as MAGE family-domain-containing protein. Gene Ontology annotation, cellular component: nucleus. Gene Ontology annotation, biological process: DNA repair. The transcript has 4 exons. The record is from RefSeq and is a predicted model, not a curated record. The coding region runs from base 1 to 822 and encodes 273 amino acids. Lineage: Eukaryota; Fungi; Mucoromycota; Mucoromycetes; Mucorales; Cunninghamellaceae.